Molecule: messenger RNA, 1218 nt
Organism: Colossoma macropomum (tambaqui)
Lineage: Eukaryota; Metazoa; Chordata; Actinopteri; Characiformes; Serrasalmidae
Product: uronyl 2-sulfotransferase
Exons: 8
Coding region: 15-1178 (387 amino acids)
Cellular component (GO): membrane
Molecular function (GO): sulfotransferase activity
Source: RefSeq, a predicted model, not a curated record
AGUGUACUGAGAAUAUGGCGAAGCACAUUGGAAAUAACUGCCAUAAGAGUUAUAUCCGAGGGAAAAACAGGAGGGGUAACUGGUUAGCCGUAAUUUUGCUGAGAGUUUCUCGCCGGGACUUUGGACUGUGCUUGACCACGCUGCUUGUGUUUUGUUUGGGCUCUGUUUUGUGGCAGUUAAAUGGUGGACCACCUCAGCUUCUCCUUCACGUCCGUUACUACUUCGGACAGUCAACAUUUCUUGAUGACCAUGUACCCUUAGCGCCCAGAGCAUUACCUUUCCCAAGUAAAGUUGUAUAUAAUCGAGUUGGGAAGUGUGGGAGUCGGACGAUUGUCCUGCUCCUUCGUAUUCUGGCAGAAAGAAACAAGUUCACCCUCAUCUCAUCAGACAUCCACAACAAGACCAGACUUAGCAAGCAUGAGCAGGUGGAUCUGAUGAUUAACAUAAGCACUGUUCCUCAGCCAUUUCUGUACACUCGACAUGUUCAUUUCCUCAAUUUCACCAGGUUCAGAAUAGAUGAGCCUGUAUACAUCAACAUCGUUAGAGAUCCGAUCAACCGUUUUCUGUCCAAUUACUUUUUCCGGCGCUUUGGAGACUGGAGAGGAGAAGAGAAUCAUGUUGUUCGCACUCCUGGAAUGAAGGAUGAUGAGAGAUACCUAGACAUUAACACUUGCAUCUUGGAAAGCUACCCUGAGUGCUCCAACCCUCGGCUCUUCUACAUCAUCCCUUAUUUCUGCGGGCAGCAUCCUCAGUGCAGGGAGCCAAGUUUGUGGGCUCUGCAGAAGGCUAAGGAGAAUGUUCUGGAACAUUAUCUGCUUGUGGGGGUACUGGAAGAGCUGGAGGAUGUGCUGCUCUUGCUGGAGAGACUCCUGCCUCACUUCUUUUCUGAUGUCCUCAACAUCUACAAAAGUCCAGAAUACAGGAAAUUAGGGAAUAUGACAGGAACUGUUCACAAGCAGACACCGAGUCUGAAGUCCCUGCAGGUGUUGUACCAGAGUAUGAAGUACGAGUAUGACUUCUACAACUUCAUCAAAGCACAGUUCCACCUCACAAAAUGGAAGUUUGGUCUAAGGACAGGGCCUCGUUCACCACGGCAACACGCCAGCCUGCACCGCAGGGAACAACUAGAGGAGCAGAGUGAAACUGUGUUGGAGAACUGGGCAGAACAUCCAAGAUGAUGGAAGCGUUGUUCUUCAUACUCUUCAAGGCAAGCAAAAU